CGAAGGCGAGAGAGAGAGAGAGCAAGAAAUGGGGGAGUGGUGGGAGAGAGAAAGGAGGCGAGAAUCAGAGUGAAAGGCUCCACACGGCAGAAUAUAAAUCUGUAUGUUAACAGGACUAAAGCUCGGGGGUCUUGAGGUGGCUUUAGUGCUGAUGCUGCUCGGGGGUGCUUAUAAAGCCUCAAGAGGUGGUCUUCUUUCUUAACUGUGGAUCUGUGCAAAAAAGGAAGUGGAACCCGUGGAAUCAGUGAACGCCGGUGUGUCAGGCACGGUGGUGGGCUGGUCGGAGGUCUCUGACCCCCUCAUUUUCAUUUCUUGGAAGAAAAGAGAAGCGCUAAGAGACACCAGAGAAAAAGGAAGGUGACAGCGAGGGACCAGUGAGCCAUUUCUCUCUUUAUUACUCUCAUUCAGAAAACCAUUGCAGCCUAUUAUCAAUGCGAUGUAGAGGCAUUCUCUCCGAUUGGAGGAGGAAGGGUCCCAUUGACUGCUGAGGCUUAGCGCCCCUCUUUAAACGCUAGUCCUUUUCAUCUCAUUCCCCCCUCUCAUUGCCUAUAUCCUUCUGUCUGCUGUUUUCUGUUCUCUUUCCUUGUCCCUUCCUUUUUACUCGACUCAGGAAUCAGGAGACAUUGCGUUUUUAGUAGAAGUGGGUGUUUCUGUCAUUGUUAUUGGUGCCUCUGCAAAGGACAGCUGAGCGUGGAGAGUGAGAGACAGCUUUGGAGAUAAUAAAACGGCAAACUGAACGAAAAGGGGGGACCUGGCACUCCAGGAACAGCUGACAAACCAAUGGCAUGCGAGACGCAAUGAAAAGAAAAGUGUUAGAGUCUGACAACCAUUUUAAGGUAGCUAUUUACUGAUAAUAUUUCUCCUUCUUGGAUAAAAAAAGAGAGACAGUGUGCCAAACAUCACUGCUGGUUACAUUUUGCUUUUCCUGUUGCUAAGCAAAGUCUCUAACCUGAAGUUCGUUGAGAGUACUGAGCAUCACUUUACAGCCAUGAAAGGAAGCUCAGAGGAAAGCAUUGAAAGUGUCAGGCCCUCGAACCUGCAAGCAUUUGCCAACAUAUCCACCCUACAUGGCAUGAGUCACAUAUUUGCCUACGGACACAUGACAUUCCGUCGAUUUCUUUGGACUAUUUCCUUCUUGGGCUCAUUAAGCUUACUGAUGCUGGUCUGCAUGGAUCGGGUGUCGUAUUACCUAGAGUAUCCUCACGUCACCAAAUUGGACGAAGUGGCAGCCACAAACCUCACCUUUCCUGCUGUUACCUUCUGCAACCUCAAUGAAUUUCGUUUCUCCAAAAUCACWAAAAAUGACCUUUAUCACGUUGGAGAGCUCCUGGCYCUCCUUAACAAUAAUCAYCAGAUUGCCAACCCACACUUGGCUGAAGCUGAGGUUCUGGCUGUGCUAAAGGAAAAGGCGAACUUCCARAACUUCAAGCCCAAGCUCUUCAAUAUGACAGAUUUCUAUAACCGAACAGGGCAUGACAUCGGUGACAUGCUUCUGCAGUGCACCUUUCGGGGAGAGGAUUGCCUCGCUGUAAAUUUCACCACAAUUUACACUCGCUACGGGAAAUGCUACACUUUCAACUCGGGGUUAGAUGGCAACCCUCUGCUGACCACAUUGAAAGGAGGCACAGGGAAUGGCCUGGAAAUCAUGCUGGAUAUCCAGCAGGAUGAAUACCUGCCUGUUUGGGGAGAGACAGAUGAGACAUCCUAUGAGGCCGGCAUAAAGGUGCAGCUUCAUUCUCAGUCAGAGCCUCCCUUCCUCCAUGAGCUGGGCUUUGGGGUCGCCCCUGGCUUCCAAACAUUCGUUUCCACUCAAGAGCAGAGGCUUCAGUACCUCCCACAACCUUGGGGAGACUGCAAGUCCACACCGAUAGACUCAGAAUUCUUCUCCACGUACAGCAUCACCGCAUGCCGCAUUGACUGUGAAACCCGGUACCUGCUGGAGAACUGCAACUGCAGAAUGGUUCACAUGCCCGGUACUUCAACAGUUUGCACACCUGAGCAAUAUAAAGACUGUGCUGACCCAGCUUUAGACUUUUUGGUAGAGAAAGACAACGAUUACUGUGUCUGUCAGACCCCCUGCAACAUGACUCGCUAUGGCAAGGAGCUGUCCAUGGUAAAGAUCCCCAGUAAGGCAUCUGCUAAAUAUCUGGCUAAGAAAUUCAACAAAACUGAGCAAUAUAUUGGAGAAAAUAUAUUGGUGUUGGACAUCUUCUUUGAAGCUCUAAACUAUGAGAAAAUUGAGCAGAAGAAGGCCUAUGAAAUUGCAGGGCUUCUCGGUGACAUUGGAGGUCAGAUGGGGCUUUUCAUUGGAGCCAGUGUUCUAACAAUACUGGAAAUAUUCGACUACCUAUACGAGGUGUUUAAGGAUAAGGUUCUGGGUUACUUUGUGCGCAAGAAACGGCCGCAGCGUUGUCAGAGCGACAAUCUGGAGUUUCCAGAGAACCCAACCAGCCCUGGUGUCACGCCUAAUCAUGCCCCCAGAGCACAUGUGACACCCUCCGGAGUCACUCGGACAGUCUCGGAUUCACGCCGAACAUGUUACCUCGUCACCCGACUUUAGGCAACUUUGAGGAAUUUGCUUGUUGAUGACGCAACGCAGGGGCUGGGGGCACAUUUCGAGACUUGACGGCAAACUGUGAAAUAAUUUGUGCAUUCAACAGACAAGCAUUAAGUGUAUGCUCAAAAGCAGUAUGAUAGAAAUACAAUAUCAUCAUCAACACACACAAAAAGAGACCACUUCCGAAACAGAGCUCAGGUUUAACACCCAUGUGAAGGGCAUCAAUGUUCAUUUUAUCCACAUUUCAUUUUGUACCUUUGGUUUUGUUGAACUGUCACUUUAAAUCAAACAAUCCGCACAGACAAAUCUGUCUAAAACUGGGUCYACAAUCUAUGUUGAGUUUUGUAAYAGCAUUAUGUCAGUUUUGCUGUGUAUUAAUCAAUCAAGAAAACAACAAAUAUAGGGACURKUAUGUGCAAAAGUGUUGAUUGUUUUCAGUACUAUAUCUCCCACCACUUAAACCAGUGCUGUAKUGAAUAACCAUUUACUUUUAAGAGGUAACUGUUGGUUGAAAGAGCUUCUCAGACCUGAGAAUACAUGACUAAUGUUGCCUUUCGCUACAUUGAGACUAUGAAAUGUCUCUAGAAAACUGUGCUUACUUGACUUUGCAAAAGAGCAGGAACUUCAAUAUUUGUAUAUUUGCUAAAGCAUUAUGUAUUAUUUUACAAUUGCUAUGACAUAUUGAACCGAAAAUUUGAUUUAGUCAUUUUGUUAUUUUUGGUGAUGAAAAAGGCAUUUGAUUGUAACUUUAGCUUAUAUUAAAUUUAUUUUGGACUUGUUUUUGGGGUUUUUUAUUGCUUUUUUUCCCAUUUUGUUUUUUAUUUAAUUCUCCUUCCCAUUUAAAUGGAUGCUUGCCACUUAUCAGUUCAAAUAACAUUUAUAUGACAAUAUGUUUGGUCACAGAAUCUUAAAAGCACAUAUCUGUAAGUUAAUUCAUCAUAGUCAACAAGGACAUUUCAGCAAUGCAAAAUGCCAUUUCUUUCAGUCAUCAUGUUCAAUACAUAAAAUAUCAUUCUUUGUCUGACUCACGCACCAGAUUUUUCAUUUGCCAAACUUAUUUACUACUUUUCAGAACUUUCCUCUGAAACAGMAGUCCUACCAGAACACAUGAUCUAAUAAGUUAUGUUUCAGUUUUUAAUUGUGAAUUACAAAAUUGUUCUGACACUAAGGUUCUUGUAUAUUGCAUUGGUAUUUGGAUCAAAGGAUUUUUGUUUUCCUUUUCCAUAUGAACAUCUUGGACUGAAAUUUCUAUGUCUUACACACAGUCUUUGAGUGUCCUCAAAUGUUCAAAUAAUAUUUUGCUGGACUGAUUUGAAAAUUAGGUUGGGCUAACCUGCUGUAGCAGCCUUUCAAAGCUUUCGGCAUGCAGAUGUGAGUGAAUCUUCAUCAGUACAAGGCAAAUUGGAAAACAUAGCACUAGAAAAAAUGUGCUACUAUUAAAUAAUCGCAAUGACAUUUGUGUAGCAUUUACUUACGUUUUGUAGCAGUACAGAGUAUGUGCCAAAUAUAUUCUUUGAUUGUGACUGUCAUGCAAAAAAAAAAUGACAUCACUAAAAAUGGCUGUGGCUGCCUGGCUUGGCUAGAGAUCAAGUUACUAUUGCUGCAGUGCCAGACAGGUAAAAAGUUGAUUCUGCAACUUCUGUUUUCUCAAAGUCACAUAUUGUCAUGCACCAGUGAAACACAAUGCUGAUAUGCAAUAUUGUGAUGGAGGGUUUUAAAUAGCCCUGUACAUUUGAAAUGUUCUUCUUGACUUGAAAGAAUUGGACAAUGGAUAUUUGCRAUAGGUGUCCAGUUUAGCUACUUAAUGUGAAAUUUGACWAAAAUAUUAAAAUAUAUAAAAUUAUUUUAAAACAUUUUUUUCAUAUAAAUUCAUUUCUGAGGACCUAGAUGUAAGAAAAACAAUCCAGAUUGGUUAUUGUAAGACAUUUUGUACAAACAACUUUAAAAAGGACUCUUUCAAAUUCCAUGUUUGAAAGUUUAAAAACUAUUUGGAGCAUAGAAGAGGUUUGAUUAUAUGCUACAGUGGCUUGCCAUAAUUUCUAGGGUGGGUUUCCUUUCUUCACUAUAAACAAGAUGUUCUGAUCACAGAUAAAUGUAAAUCAAUYCAACAAAUACAAAGUUAAAUACUGACACUGAAAUUCAGAACAAGAGUAAGAUAGGAUUUGAAGUUGAAUGAAAAUACUUUAUUUACCAAAUCACAUAGGAAGUUGUUGAACACAUUAUGAAUUUCUACUGUCAAGUUUUAUCACUAAUUUGUAAUGCCUUGCACAAUUUAUUAAUCUUUACAUUUGAUAGCUUUAAAACUUAAUUGUAUUUUAUUGGGAUUAUAUGUGAUAGACCAGCACAAAGCUCAUCUUGAGGUGAAAAGGCUAAAUAUUUUUUGACAUUUGGGUGCUGUAACAUCAUAGACACAAUAUCAGAUGAAGAAUAAUGUGUAAAGAAUAUCAGAUGAAGAAAUUGAAAGAGUUUAACCCUCCUGCUGUCCUUGGGUCAAAAUGACUGAGAUUUGUAUGUGUUUUCCCUAAACACAGAAAAUGAGGACAACAGGAGGGUAAAAACAGGAUAAUCGUAAAGAAAACGUAAAGAUGCAUAUUUACCCAAACACCCUUUUAAGUCUGAGUUUCAGUUGUUCUACAAAGAAGAAUAGGAAGACAUUUUUAAUGUCAAGAUGGACAUWGUUGGUAGUGAGACAAACCCUUAAUGACCUGCAGCUGCAGUUGCAGUAUUGACUCAGGGUGGCUAAAUACAAAAGCAAGUCCCAUUCUUCAGAUUAAAUAAGUUUUGAAUGUGGAAACAUUUAAAAACAAUGCAUCUUUUACUUUCACCUAAAACUUAUGGACUCAUUUUGUCUAUUAUUUAAAAUCACAAUGAAGUAACCCUGAAGUGUAAGACUCUAGUGUAAAAAUAUGUGGAAAUAGUGGGAUGAAGCACUGUAAUAUUUUGCCUGCUGCCAUAUUUGUCUGAAAACCUACCAAAACUAGCACUGUAAUGGGGAAAAAAAUAAAUAGCAACAGGCACAACAAAAGUGACAACUUUCACUGUGAAUGAGCAAGAAUGAUGCCAGAUGAUGCCGCAACUGAAUGCAAAAAUAAUGAAAGGGAAAUGUAUUCCAAUGUAUUAACUGAAAUUUGAAAACAAAGGCUUUACAUAUAUUUACCAAAGUGAAGUUUCAAUAGGUGAUAAGGAAACACUUAAUUCUGGGAGCUAGAGCUAGGUCAAUCCUAGCCGUAUCAGCUGACAUGAAAAUAUUACUUUGGUGAGGUGGUGAAAUUUACAUAGACCACUUUCAUCUCUGGGGGGGGGGAUAUGGGUAGGGGGGGCGGAUAUGGGUAGUUUUCACAAAUGCAACAUUGAUUUGACUUGAACAGAAACCGUUUGGCUCSCUGCUGCCCUUAUUCAACCUGUUCUUCCAUCAUAGUGUCUUAAAGGUACUSAGCAGCACAAUCCCAUGUGACAGUAAUGUAUACACUAAGAAGAGUUUAAAAAGACUGGUGACAUUCCUAAACUUGAUAGAAACUUGUAAAUACCUGCAGUCAAAUACUACAAAAAAAAAAGUCAGAUACUUAUAUAAAGCAUUGCAUAUGAAUAUUUAUAAACUGAUAAACACACAUAGAUCUUAUUCUUUCUUUAUCCAUUAAUAAGAUUUGAAUUUCUACGUCUCUUUUUGGGGAUUACACGCCGACUAAUUAAAGAAUUCGCCUCAAAGCAUCAUAACCAUGCUUCGCAGCACUACUCAGUUUGGUUGAUUUAUAAUAMAGAGCUACAUUGUACAAAUUGACCACUGUAUACAAACAUUAUCCCAGAAAAUGUAAUAAGUCACAAAUAACAGUUUGUGAUGUACAAAUGAUCUAGUAUAAUAAACUAUAUUUACCCAUCCAUGCWYAAGUACAUAACUUUUCUYAUCUUGGCGUCAUGCUUCUUCCUCUGCUUCACUGUUAUUUAAGUCCUCGUCUCUCACAUAUCGGACCUGUAGGUACUGAACAAAACGUCUCAAACCCACCAUUCUCUUUCUUUCACGUGAAAGGAUUUAGAUGCAACAGUUUCAUUUUAUGGUGUUCAAACAGCUGUAGCUUUAUUACUUUGUAGUUUGUGUAUUAGAUGACUGUUGAUGUGAAGCACAAACCCUUGGAAAUUAGCCAUCGCUUGAAAGCCAACGAUGGGAUGUCUGUGAUCCUGACAGCCUUGUGUGGCUCUAAUUUAAAAUGACACACACUGUUAAAUAUGAUGUGCCCUUGGCUCUGACAACAGGAACGGGAACGGAGCUACCUGUAAGGCAGACUUUUUAAGAGAUUUUACAUUUUCAGGACAAAAAAAAAAAAAAAAAGAUAAAUGGAGUUGCAGUAAAAGCAAUAAAGGGGGAGAUGUGGUUGUUAUGAGAAUGGUGUAAAAAAAAAAAGAGGGAAUUGAGCUACAUGAAUAUAGGUAAAUGUCAUUAAAUUAGAAUAUUGUUGGUGAAUUUAUUUCAGUAAUUCCAUCCAGAAAGGAAACAUAUUUCUAGCAGUCAGUGAUGAUAAUGACAUUUCUUUGUAUAAUUCUGGUCUACAGUCACUAAAAUUUCAGUAUUGGCUACAUAAGUCCAAUAAAAAAAUGUUUAUUAUGAAAAUGCYAUAUCAUUAUCUACGCAAUCGAAAAAUACAAUUGCUGAAAAAGCUAGUUAUUCACAUAGUCUUGUACCUGAGAAUUAUAUUGGAAAGUUCAAUGAAAGGAAAACCCUUGUGAGAAAUAGGUGCACUAACAACAGGGUUAAUAGGCUUGAGAUUAUGAAACAAAUUGUUCGGACAUUGCYGAACCAGAGGCAAUGUCUAAAGCAUCGUACUCGAGCUUAAAAAAAGGACCUGAAUGUUGCUCAAUAGUCCAAAGUCCUCUUUUUAGUUGGAAGUAUAUUUUGCAUUAAGCAAUCAAGGUCCCAGAGUCUGGAGGAUAAAGCACAGAAUCCAAGUUGCCUGACAUUUAAUUUGAAGUUUUGAUAGUCAGCGAUAAUUUGGGAGUCAUGUCACGUACUAGUGUUGGUUCACUGCCUGUUUCAUAAGUUCAAAAUCAGCACAGCCAGCUAUCAAGACAUUUUAUAGCACUUUAUGGCUCCCUGUGCUUAAUAACUCUACCCUCUAGACGUGGCUCCAUCCCACACUACUUUAAUUACCAAUACCUGUUUGGUGAUCAGGUUAUCACGAUACUCGAUUCACCAUCAAUCUGGAUUGCCCUAAGCCCCACAGAGAAUAAAGAUUACAGGAAAGAAGAGAAAUAAUCACCAAACUUAACCCAGCAGACAAUUUGAAGGUCAAUAUGAAAACAGUCUGCAUUCCUCAACACGUCAGCAGAGCARCGGCGCCUCAAUGCCACGAUGCAUUGAAUGCAUGCAGCAGAAGACCUGACCGAGUAUAAAGUACAGCACAUGGACAUGCGUUUCAGWGGGCUAACAUUUAUGUAUUAAACAUUUUUUAUUGGUCUUAUGUCCUAAUUUUACAACAAAAAAAAAAUCGUUUUGUAUUUUUAUUAGCUGAAAGUCAAUCUUUAAAGUCAAAGGUAAAUGUUUAAAUAUAUUACAGUGGUUAUUAACUUUAUAUGUGAUAUAGAAUUACUGUAAUUAAUAYAUCAAUUACAUUCUGAAUUAAUGACAUUAAUCUGCAUUAAGCAGCAGGAGUGGAUGUAAAAUAGAAAUCUUCCAAUUGUAACACAAAGGAAUGAAGGUGGCCAUUGUAUAAAAACCAUCACCAUCCAAACAUUUAACACUGAGGUGCCAAUUCUUGUUACACUAUGAUGCUGCUCUAAUGAUGCUGCAUUGCUCUGAUGGAUUUGGGUGGGAGUCGAGUUACUGGGAAAAACAAAAAAAUGAAGAAAAAAAAAAAACUGACUCAACUUUUCUGCAUACUCUGGAGAUCCUAGAUGAGGGUUUUGGUGGAAUGUCCCAGGUCUUUACCUCUAACCCCAACCCCUGCCUUAUUACAUGUAAAAGAACAGCAGAGUGUACCUGAGCUGGCAGAAAUCAUCAAUGAACUUCAUGAAGUUGAUAUUUACUGCAUAGCUAUAGUCAAAAUACAAGUAUUCUACACAAACAACUAUUUUAUGCUAAUAUUUUACAGCGAAUCACAUUUUCUCCUUGCAUGAUCAUUAUGUAUUCCCAAUAUAUCAGAUCUAUCAAUGUAAUGAUAGCUAUGCUGUUCACUUUGUAUUGUCCAAGGUGUAUUUCUGGAGUCAGAUGAAUCAAAAAGGGUUUUCUCCACAUCUUUAUGAAAUGUAUUUGAUAACACACACAAACCUCUUAGCUAUUUUAGCAAAGGUUGUUUAAAUAUAUUGCAGCUUAAACUGAAGCUGAGGUGUGCCUUUAAGACAGAUUCUUACAGGUAAUAUUUUACCCUUCCCGACACACACAUCCACAAAUAUCUGGAGACCCGGAGUCGYUUCAUCUGGCUCUACAUGCGCUAUGUGUAUUUUACUGUAGAUAUGUGAUUUUAACUCUGUACAUUAAAUAGUUACUACACACUUGACUGUUUUUGCCCAUAAAUUAAACGUUUAUCCUUUUUAAAAGAUGUUGAUUGACAGAUGACAUUUUAUAUCCGUUUUGACACAUCGGGUAUUCGACAUGGAGAAGGAAAACAAAUGUGGAAACACUUUGUUGGGGAGGGAACAAGAAAUGUCUAAAUUUGUAUAUUUAAAAUAAAUUCCUGCACAAGUCUAGUGAAAAUGAGUUUGCAAUUAACAGUCAAAGUUACUCCACAUUAGCAAAACUGGACCACACAAGAGAGCCGUUAGCAGACCUUCAAGUUGUUAAGAUAUAGGUUAAUCCCAUGUGAAAAUGAUAAUUUAAAAACAUUUAGAUUUUUAUGGUAUACUUUACAAAGACGGAAUAUUCAGCCGUCAUCUCUCAUAUCUGAAUCAGAUAUAGAUUCAGUGCCACUUGAUAAACUAUGAAUGUCACUUUACAAUAUUCAGAACUUUAUAGGUUAUGUUGUUGUAGAAAACAUAAUAAAAUCAAAGACUAUUAAUGUUAAAGUAUAAAUGUUUUGCAAGCACAAAAAAGUUAAAACUGUUUAGGUAGAAUCAAAAAUGCAUCUAUGACAUUAAAAUAUGUAGCACGAUAUCUCUUAGCACAAUAUGCAAUUGAUACCUGGUUAAAAUUAUCUUUAAGGUGCCAAGAAUCUUUAUUUGUUGUGUAAUUAUGGAUAAAAACUUUUUUUUUUUUACAAAAACCAAUAUUGAAGUUUGAUUUAAUUUGUAAUUUCCACAUGUAUUUAUCUAAAAUAAAUCAGGKUGACAUCAGCUUUUUUUAUCCCGCAAAAUUUUAAAAUAUUGAAUAACUCAGGAGUGAAUGAUUUCUCACAGAAAAGAAAAGGUGUAUCCUUUUUACUUGGCUAAAUAUGGAUUCUUAAUGGCUUUGACAUAAAGUCACAAUGUUUGUCCAAAGUUCUAAUGAAUUCAAAUACAGAAGCCAAAGUGCAAAACCCAUCCUUCAUUCAAAUAAAGCUUCUUAUUGCUGCUGCAAUCCACAAAACAAAGAAGCAAGAAAAAAAAAAAAGUUGGUUGUUUUUUCUUUAUAAUUUAAGUCAAAAGCACGCAUCCUUCAAACAUUUUAAAUGCUUAAAAUGUCACUAAACAUAUCUACACAACUACUGAAUACAAUUCUGUACCAACUAAAGGUUUUGCUACAUCUAAGUAAAAGAAAACAGACAUUCCAUGUUUAAUAAAUACAUGCACCCAUUAACUAUUUUACAUAAUUCAAAUGAAGGAAACAUAUUUUCCACAGUGAGACAGUUGCCUUAGAUGCCACUCAAUCUGCUGGCUUUUAAUAGCAAAAUUAUCACUGUAAUCAUCUGGAGUGGAAUAAAACAUCUAAUAUGUUAAUAUGGCAAUUACUAAACAAAAAAAGCUCACGGUGCAAAACAGUUUACAGAAUUAGAUGCGUUUCCUCUUUAAACUAGUAGAAAACCAUUUAAAAAAAGCAUUUCAGAGAUAAACAGUGUCAAAAUGGUAAAAUGUUUCACAAAUGGUCAUCAUGUAAAUAUUGGUCUACUUAGUAAUAGCUGUAUUAUUCUGAAUGUCCGUGUUUAACGCGUAAUAAUCUUCUAAACUAUUGUGACAAAGUGCACAAAUAUAAAUACAAAGAUGCAAAUAAAAAGCCUGAGAAUAAAAACUUAUAUUAAUAAAGUUGCUUUUUAUACUAAUCUACAAUGGUCAGUGGAACAAACCCUUCUGAAUCAGCAUUUAAACUAUAAGAAACGGUAAAAGUGUGAAGUCCUCAGAGUAAAAAUAGCCUGCAGUCUUUUCAUCCUCCUUUGUGUUAUUUCUUGGAAAAUUGUUUAUUUGGUAGCAGCGACAGCUGGGGAAAAUAACAUCUGCAGCUAGUUUAGCCUCAAGAGAAAAGAACAAGUUUAUACUCAGAAAAAUUUAAUUAAAUCCUACAAUUUACUGUAGCAGUUCUGAGAAGGAAGGUUGCUGCUUCCCUGUGAUAAGUACUUAAUGAAAUCCUUACUUCCUGGAAGUCUGAUUAAAAAAAGUAAAACUGUCAAAAAGGGGAAGCAUUUGAAAAGUAUAUAGUUUCUAAACUCCUGAUAAACACUAUGGUGGACCGCAUCAGCUACUUGGGGGSAGRGGGCCGACAUUAGCAACAGCAAAAUUUAACAGAAUAUAAAGUAUUCAAAUCAAUAAAUAUCUAUGCACCAAAAUACUUUAAAGACCACUGAGAUAUAAACCRAAUGAACACCAAUUACAGGAUUUUAACCCCAAAAAAACAAGGUUGGCUUUUAAUGUGGAUAUUAGUCACAUGUGGCACCUGCCUAUCUGAUAAGGCAGGUGGUUCCAUUAGCGUUAUGGUGCAUGUAUAUCGAUAAACUCCUCCAGGCAGACCUAUUAAGAUAGGAGAAUUCAGAAUCUGUCAAAAGAUUGUAGGCAGAUAACUCUUAKGUUCUUUAUUUAGUGUUAAUAUGGACCAAUUGGCCACUGGGGCUGAAGGGAACAGCUCGUCUAAAAAGGUAGCYAAACCCAAAGCGGCYUUUUAAAGCCGUUACAAUCUCAAAAAUGCUACAGCCAAUCUGAAUUUAUACCAAAUUAUACCUUCCCUUUAAGCCAGGCCUGCACCCUAAUGGACAUUAGCAUCAAUAGAGGGGGAGAGGGGGACUGGAAUGGAAAUGUAAAGUGGGGACAGUGCAUGAAGCAUACAAAUCUAAUCAACAAGGCUGCCGUCAUGCUGCUGAUUGAUGCAAGAUAAGCUGCUUGUAUGCAAGCACACAUUGAUGCUUCACUGAGCUGCCUCUAAAUCACCAAAGUGGAACAGCAACAGCUUUGCAAGAACACUAAUAAGGCAUAAACAAAGUGCGAAAUAAUUGAUAUAUAUUGCUACAGUUUUGUUCACGAGUUUAUAUACACUCAUCAUGGGCAAUAAUCAAAUUUAUCAGUAGAAACUACUUGAACAGCAAGUUGCAAACCCCAGAGACACCUUAGAGUUGACAUAAUGCCAACAGGUGAAACGUUUCAUGGUCAGACAAGGCAAAGAUGGGAAAACUUUGACCUCAAUAGGAAGAAGUGUGUUGGGAUGUGGGGGGUUAGAAUCUAAGAACAUGGUCUGCGCUGUAGGGAUUUAUGCUGCAGAGAGGAUGGAAUAAUGCUGGAGACCUUUCUGUGUUUUUCAAUUCCACCUCAACCCAACAGCUAGCUGGUUAAAACUGCUCCAACAGGACAGCAAUUCAAGCAAACAUCAAAACUGGAUUUGGCUUGGAUAAAGCCGACUUAAAAAAGGCCUAUGCAAUUAUACUGAAAAGCCGAGUGUGUGCCAGGAGACCAAGCAACUUAAAUUAACAACAUCCUGCCAGGAUGAGUGAUCAAAUAUCCAGCCAGGUUUAUGCCAGAAACGUCUUCAGGAAAACAGAAAUAUAGUGGUCCUAGUGUAAUUUACUACAAGACUAUGGGAUUUGAACUUGUAAUUUUUUUUUUAAAUUCUGUUACAUUAAUCCAUGAAUUCUUUUACUUCUACCCUUAAUCGUUUUUGUAGAAAACAUUUACUAAAGCUGUAUAUCGCAUAAGCAAUCCAUCCUAGAAAAUAGCAGUUUAAAUAAUUUAUUAACAGCCUCAAAUUAACAUAUUACAGAUGAUGACCAUAUAAAAACCCCUGACUGGAACUGUAUACAUAUCAAUCAUAAAAGUUCCUAAACAAACAAGUUGUUCAAAGCUGACUUACUUUCAGCCGUACUUCCACCUGCAAAUAUAAAUAUAUUUAUGGAAAUAUAAAUCCAUAUUAGGUAUGGAUUUACCUAAUAUGGUAAAUCCAUAUUUACCAUAAAUCCAACACUUACCAGUGUAAGUGUUGGUACACUUACACUGGUCUCUACUGGUGUUAAGACUUGUAUAAGCAAAAAAAAAAAAAAAAAAAAAAAAAAAAAAAA
This is a messenger RNA of Poecilia reticulata (guppy), 12930 nucleotides long. RefSeq names its product acid-sensing (proton-gated) ion channel 1c (gene asic1c). Gene Ontology annotation, biological process: sodium ion transmembrane transport. Gene Ontology annotation, molecular function: ligand-gated sodium channel activity; pH-gated monoatomic ion channel activity. Gene Ontology annotation, cellular component: plasma membrane. The record is from RefSeq and is a predicted model, not a curated record. NCBI's taxonomy places the organism in Eukaryota, Metazoa, Chordata, Actinopteri, Cyprinodontiformes, Poeciliidae.